Messenger RNA from Neolamprologus brichardi, 3704 nucleotides. The record is from RefSeq and is a predicted model, not a curated record. NCBI's taxonomy places the organism in Eukaryota, Metazoa, Chordata, Actinopteri, Cichliformes, Cichlidae.
CCUUCCCACGCCCCACUGCGCUGUGGGAUAGUGGCACUAUAAAGUAUAUCCUCUCUCGGCGAAAGAUAAGAAGCCCGAGACAGGAGGGGGAUGAAGAUGGCGGACGCCAAGCAGAAGCGGAAUGAACAGUUAAAGCGAUGGCUUGGCUCGGAAACGGACCAGGAGCCUCCUGUUUUGAAAAAGAAAAAGACGAAGGUGAAGUUCGAUGAUGGCGCCGUGUUUCUGGCCGCCUGUUCGAGCGGCGAUACCGAGGAGGUGCUCCGAAUGCUUGACCGGGGCGCUGACAUCAACUACGCCAAUGUAGACGGUCUCACCGCCCUCCACCAGGCAUGCAUAGAUGACAAUGUCGACAUGGUGACUUUCCUGGUGGAGCAUGGAGCCUGCAUCAACCAGCCUGAUAACGAGGGCUGGAUCCCCCUCCACGCUGCAGCUUCCUGUGGAUACCUAGACAUAGCAGAGUAUCUCAUCAGCCAGGGUGCCAGUGUAGGAGUUGUAAACAGUGAGGGCGAGACGCCUCUGGACAUUGCCGAAGAGGAGGCAAUGGAGGAGCUCCUGCAGAAUGAGAUCAACCGGCAAGGGGUUGAUAUCGAGGCAGCCCGGAAAGAGGAGGAGCGCAUCAUGUUGAGGGAUGCCCGGCAGUGGCUCAACAGCGGCCAGAUCCAAGACGUGCGGCAUACGAAAUCUGGGGGAACGGCGCUCCAUGUAGCCGCUGCGAAGGGAUACGUCGAGGUUUUAAAGCUUUUAAUCCAAGCAGGGUAUGAUGUAAAUAUUAAGGACUAUGAUGGCUGGACUCCUCUACAUGCAGCAGCACACUGGGGCAAAGAGGAGGCCUGUAGGAUACUGGUUGAGAAUCUAUGUGACAUGGACAUCAUGAAUAAAAUGGGUCAGACUGCUUUUGAUGUAGCAGAUGAAGAUGUUCUGGGAUACUUAGAAGAACUACAGAAGAAACAAAAUCUGCUGAGAAGUGAGAAGAAAGAUGUUAAGAAAUCUCCUCUGAUUGAAACAACCACCACUGGGGACAACAAUCAAUCACUGAAGCCAAUCAAGAGCAAAGAAACGCUGCUUCUGGAGCCCGAGAAGAGCGCUCCUCGCAUCGAGACCUUAGAGCCAGAGAAAGUGGAUGAAGAAGAGGAGGGUAAGAAGGAUGAAUCAAGCUGCUCUAGUGAAGAAGAGGAGGAAGAAGAUUCAGAAUCAGAGACUGAAGCAGCAGAAAAGAGCAAGCCCUCAGCAGCAGUGAGCAACAGCACAACACCAACCAGCGUCACGGUGUCUUCUCCAACUAGCCCAACUAACCAGGUGACGACCCCCACUUCACCAGUUAAAAAGUUUGAAUGUAUUACUCCCCUCAUGCCUGUGGCGGAGCCAGGCUGUCCUGCAUUGUGGCGUCAAGGUUUGCGCAAAACUGGCAUUUCUCUAGUGCCCAAAAAACUUAUGGUCACUCAGCCUGCUGGAAAGGUUUCAACUAAAGUGGAGGAGGAGAGGAAGGAUGAGUCUCCAGCGUCCUGGCGUUUGGCUUUGAGAAAGACGGGCAGCUAUGGAGCACUGGCCGAGAUCACUGCCACCAAGGAGGCACAGAGGGAGAAGGAUACCACUGGGGUUAUGCGUUCGGCCUCGAGCCCUCGCCUCUCCACAUCUCUGGACAACAAAGACAAGGAGAAGGAAAAGGAUAAAGGAACCCGGCUUGCCUAUGUGGCUCCAACCAUUCCCAGGAGACUGGCCAGUACUUCGGACAUUGACGAGAAGGAAAACAGGGACUCCACUGCUCUGAUACGUAGCGGCUCCUACACCCGGCGACGCUGGGAUGACGACCUGAAGAACAGUGAAGGAAGUGCCUCCACCAUCCGAACCCCCAGCUACCAGCGCAGCACUUCCCAUACGCUAGCGCUAGGGCGGAGCGGCAGCACGCGGGACGUGCCAGCCAAGUCUUCGUCAACCUCCAACUUGGACCCUAACACCUGUAAUACUAAACCCUGGCAGCCACCCACCUCCCACUACCCGUCUUACAGCAUUUACCGCAGCGGCUCAUUCGGCAGACGACACGAGGACUUGGGCUCCUCAACCACUUCCUCCGCCACGACCACCUCCACCUCCUCAUCUGUUACCUCGCCCACGGGCCAUCGUGGCCUGUACUCAAGCCUGGGCUCUUCCUCCACUCGCACUGGCUCCACCAGUCUCACCAGCAGGUACUGGUCAGAGGAGAGUGCAGAGAAGGAGAAGGAGUCGGCUGCUGUCGUCCCCACUAUAAACACUGGCUCUACUACGACCACCACGUCUACCACUACCACCACUACCACUGGCACUGGCACCGAAAGACGCAGGUCAUACUUGACUCCAAAGCGAGAUGAGGAGUCGGAGUCUCAGAGGAAAGCUCGCUCCAGACAGGCUCGACAGUCAAGGAGGUCCACCCAGGGUGUGACUCUGACUGAUUUACAAGAGGCUGAGAAAACAAUCGGCAGGAGUCGUACCACAAAGACUCGGGAGGAGGAGAAGGAGGAGAAAGAGAAGCAGGACAAGGAAAAGCAAGAGGAGAAGAAGGAGACUGAGACGAAGGACGAUGAUUACCGAUACAAGUACCGCACCUACGAUGAGCGGUCAAGGCUUUCAUCUUCUUCCACCUCCACCAUUUCCUCAGUCAGCACUGCCUCCACCCCUUCCUACUCUAGCACCACGUCCUCCAGUUCUAGCUCCCUCAACAGGCCUAACAGUCUGACGGGGAUAACCUCCUCCUAUAGCCGUUCCUCCAGAGAUACAGAAAAGGCAGAAGCAGACAAGAAGGAGGAGGAAAAGGAGGGAGAGGACAAGUCUCAGCCCCGCUCCAUACGGGAUCGCAGGCGGCCCCGCGAAAAGAGACGUUCCACUGGGGUCUCCUUCUGGAGUCAGGAUGGUGAUGAAAAUGACCCCGAUCAACAGUCGGACUCGGAGGAGGGCAACGCCAAGGGAGAGCCACAGGUAACUCGGGUCAUAGGAGAGAAAAUAGAUUAAACUGACUAAAGGAGAAGCCCUCCAGCCUCCAUCCUCCUUCUCCUUGUAUCCCAUGACGUCUAUUUUAUCUUUUGCAUGUAUUUACUAUUCUGGUCCUUCCUCGCCUCAUCUCAUGUCGUUAAGGCCAAGGAAGUGGACUAGUCUUUGAUAUUCAUUACUCUGUGCCGUACAGCUAUGAUUUUCUCCCCUACCGCUUAUCUUUUCUUUUUCUUUUUUUGGACUCCUGCCUUUGAAUUUCUUAUCGUCCUCCCCCUUUCCACCUUCCGGUGAUUGUCUGGUGUAUGAGGGUGACCUUGCAAACCAAAGGCUCACUCGGCAACAGAUCGGUGGGCUUUCAAAACAUGUAGAAGCACAAAAGGAAGGAAAUGCAGGUCUUUUAUAGGCAGAAAACACACUUAAAUGACAUGCUGACAAGUUGAACUUUGAGCCCUUUUUUUUUUUUUUUCUCUCUCCACAAAUGGAGUCAGAAUUUCAGCUUAAAACGAACAAGAAAUAACAUGUAAGAAUUUUCCUAAAGGCUUCUGGUGACAUAAGCAUAAAAAAGCAGUGGAAUCCAGUGCAUUCAUACUGUCCUUAGAAGCCACAGAGAGGGCAGCUUUGUGAAAAUAUUGUUGGCUGGGUGCACUUCCUGUUUGGAUGGGAGUGUCUUUUGAAGCAUAAUGGAGAACACACAGUUUUCCUUUGAGUACAGAGAUCCUGGGGAGGAGAGAGAGACAACAGCU